AUGGAGACACCACAGCAGCCACAGGAUGCUCUGAAGCUGAGCGCCCUGGCGUCUCAGAACGCCAUUGUUUCGCGAAGCCUGUACAUGAGGGCUGCGGACCAGCCCAGUGUUAAGCGACAGAAACUCGAAGACGUAUUUGAAGAUGCCGUAAUGAAGCGACGAUUCGAAGCCGAAUACUCAAAUGCCACGACGCUGCCCGCCACCCUGGCUGCCAGACACCCGUCGAGAAAGCCUGGAAAGCAAGUGGCCGCCAAACAAAAGACAGACGGUCCGGCGCGACCUGCACAGAAACUGCUCGAGGCCGGCCCGGGUUCAGGCUCUUCAGCAACCCCGGCGCCCGUCGCCAACGGCUCUCCAAACAAUAAUAUGGCACUCUCAGCAAGAAGCCCGCAUACCUUCCAGCAGGCAAAGCCCGAGUGGCAUCCUCCGUGGAAGUUGAUGAGGGUCAUCUCUGGACACCUCGGCUGGGUGCGCAGUUUGGCAGUAGAGCCAGGGAACAAAUGGUUUGCUAGCGGCGCUGGUGACAGAACCAUCAAGAUUUGGGAUCUAGCCACGGGCUCACUGCGCCUGACUCUGACCGGGCACAUCAGCACCGUCCGCGGCCUAGCAGUCUCCCCCAGGCACCCGUACCUUUUCUCGUGCGGAGAAGAUAAGAUGGUCAAGUGCUGGGACCUAGAAACAAAUAAAGUAAUCCGACACUACCACGGUCACCUCAGCGGCGUGUACACCCUCGCCCUUCACCCGACCCUCGAUGUUCUCGUCACGGGAGGUCGGGACGGCGUCGCCCGAGUCUGGGACAUGCGAACACGCAGCAAUAUUCACGUGCUGUCGGGCCACACCGGCACCGUAUCAGACGUCAAGUGCCAGGAAGCGGACCCUCAAGUAAUCACAGGCUCCCUCGAUUCCACGGUGAGGAUGUGGGAUCUUGCCGCGGGCAAGACCAUGGGCGUGCUCACUCACCACAAGAAGGGUGUUCGAGCGCUGGCUGUCCAUCCUGCCGAGUUCACGUUUGCCAGCGGCAGCACAGGAAGCAUCAAGCAGUGGAAGUGCCCCGAGGGUGCAUUCAUGCAGAACUUUGAAGGCCACAAUGCCAUCAUCAACACUUUGAGCGUGAACCAGAACAAUGUUUUCUUCUCAGGCGGAGAUAAUGGGUCCAUGAGCUUCUGGGACUGGAAGACAGGCCACCGCUUUCAGUCGCUGGAUACCACGGCACAGCCAGGGUCUUUGGACGCGGAAGCCGGCAUCAUGGCCUCGACGUUUGAUCGCUCUGGACUGCGUCUGAUUUGUGGCGAAGCUGACAAGACAAUUAAAAUAUGGAAACCGGAUGACAAGGCUACCGAGGAAACUCACCCAUUGCAAUGGACACCAUCACUAGGAAGACGCAAGUUUUAA
Molecule: messenger RNA, 1392 nt
Organism: Metarhizium album ARSEF 1941
Lineage: Eukaryota; Fungi; Ascomycota; Sordariomycetes; Hypocreales; Clavicipitaceae
Product: WD40/YVTN repeat-like-containing domain protein
Exons: 3
Coding region: 1-1392 (463 amino acids)
Biological process (GO): mRNA splicing, via spliceosome
Cellular component (GO): precatalytic spliceosome; catalytic step 2 spliceosome; Prp19 complex
Molecular function (GO): protein binding
Source: RefSeq, a predicted model, not a curated record